Messenger RNA from Hyalella azteca, 1164 nucleotides. Its product is annotated as glutamate receptor ionotropic, kainate 2-like. The coding region runs from base 1 to 1164 and encodes 387 amino acids. NCBI's taxonomy places the organism in Eukaryota, Metazoa, Arthropoda, Malacostraca, Amphipoda, Hyalellidae. The transcript is spliced from 7 exons. The record is from RefSeq and is a predicted model, not a curated record.
AUGGCUCUGCAAUCAACUUUAAUAUCCUGCUGGCUUUUGCUGCACAUCAGCGACGCGGCCGGCAAGUCUGAUAUUGUCAGAAUAGGCGCAAUCUUCGAUGAGCCCAGCCUGCGGGAGGAGCAAGUUUUCCGCGCUGCAAUCGAGGCAAUCAACGGCAAUCGAAAGCUGUUGGCACACAGCAGAUUUGCAGGGUCUACAGAUGGCGGCAGCGUACAGACUGCCUGCGACCAUCUGGAGGUGCCGCUGCUUAUGGCGCGCUGGCAGAACAGACGGCCGCCCUUUGCAAUCAAUCUCCACCCGCCCCCGUCAACCUUGGCCGCCCACGCCACUACCCCACGUUACACACCUCUCCCCUCCCAGGCGUACAGGUCGGUCCUACAGGCGCUGGGGUGGCAGGACUUGAUUGUGGUGUGCGACUCCAGCGAAGGACUCCUGCGGGUGAAGGAACUCCUUAAAGAUGACGCCUUCAGGGUCACGCUCAGGGACCUGCCUCGCGGCCUGGAUUACAGGGAGCUUCUGAAGGCAAUCAAGUUAUCAGGAAUUGUGCACAUCCUGCUUGAAGUUCAUCGCUCCAAAAUACAUUCCCUGCUGAAGCAGGCGCAGCAGAUUGGCCUGAUGACGGCCUAUCACCACUACUUCAUCACUUCUUUGGACCUGCACACUGUGGACCUGGAAGACUUCAAAUACUCUGGCACCAACACCACAGCUCUGCGUCUCAUUAACCUCAGUGACGGAACUCUGCAGCAAAUUCUGCGCGAUUGGUCUGCUGAUCUCGACGACUCUGGGAAUAUUUUCGGUGGUGAAAUCGUGGCAGGAUAUUCAUUUGCUGAUGUACCGAAUAUUUUUGAAGUUCCUGCCUCUGUAAGUCCGCAGUCAUUCGCCCUGUUGCCGGAAUAUGUUGACUCGAAGUUCCCGACGCGAAGUUCGGGACCGCUGAGUCCCGGACAUGUUGAGGAGGCGCAAGUUACGAACUUCUGUGCGAUGCCGACGGAACUGGCGCUGGUGUACGACGCGGUGCAGCUGUUCGCCAGAGCGCUCAGCGACCUCGACAAGACGCGGGCCAUCGAAGUGCUGCCGCUCAACUGCUCCAAGGAGCAAGUUGAGCUGUACGGCUUCUCUGGACUGGUGCGUUUCAACGCUUAUGGUUCAUAUUAUGAUUCAUAA